Molecule: messenger RNA, 3578 nt
Organism: Syngnathoides biaculeatus (alligator pipefish)
Lineage: Eukaryota; Metazoa; Chordata; Actinopteri; Syngnathiformes; Syngnathidae
Gene: ctdsp1
Product: CTD (carboxy-terminal domain, RNA polymerase II, polypeptide A) small phosphatase 1
Exons: 7
Coding region: 1222-2019 (265 amino acids)
Molecular function (GO): RNA polymerase II CTD heptapeptide repeat phosphatase activity
Source: RefSeq, a predicted model, not a curated record
ACAGGGUUAUAUGCAAAUAAAAAAAAGAAAAGAAAAUAAUAGUGACAUCUUCGGUUGUGUAUCUUUUGAGAGACACAACUUCAUUAUUACUAUUUAAAGUACAGUAUUGAAGUUUCAACGACACAUUUUGACCAUUGACCACAUUGCCACAAAAAAAGUUGAUUGUAAGUGUAAAUAGGUUAUAAGAGGCAUUUUAGAACUUGCUCAAUGAGGAGCUAUUUUGAAGUUUAAAAAAAAUCAUAGGCCAAAAGUGAUUACUUUUCCUACAGCUAGUUACACUUUUCCUCAGGACAAACAGCACUUACACAUUAAGUGCGUGUUUCUGUAUUUUGUGCAUGGAUUAUUUGAAAUGUGAUGGGUGGACUCUGGAAGAGCAGAACAAAGGAAUAACACACCUCAGCCACUUAUAGAUAAGUAGACGCACAAAAAAAAAAGGUGUUUUCCGUUCAACUUUUUAUACCACACGUUGCACUUUACCGACAGUCCCUUGUCUGGAUCUAGCCAGUUUCAAGGGGACCCGAACUGGGGCGUUUCUCAACUGCAACUCCCACGGAAAAAAAAAACAAAGGGGGCCACGGACAAUCUGUCUUUCCACCCGGCCUGCAAACUUUGCCCACCGCCAAAUUCAUCACCGGGAACUCGUUCCACGAACACAGAUCGCGGUUGAGAUUCUUCUACCGUUGUCGUCGAGGACUUUCGAUUAACUUGUUGCCCGGAAGCACCCGACGUCUUGUCAACAUUAGCUUCGUUGUGGCGCUCUUGUUUUCCGGACAAAGUCUCGGGGAUCGGCACUCGCUUACUCGUCGGAAUAGGUUUGUUUUGUGCGAAAAUGGCAAGGGAAAAGUUUUGAGUGAGUUUGCGCCGAGUAACUUUUAAGGGAUCGUCGUCAAAGUUGCUAAAAGCCAGAAGAGGCCGCGGCUCGCUCCGACAUUCCCUCACUUUUACUGCGCCACUUUAAGUGGAAUGGGACGCCUUGAAACCUCCGUGUUUGGAUCUUGAAGCUGCGACGGGCGCCCGAGCACCAUAUUGAAUCAAAGUUGCCAAACUUUGUGACAAAUGUGCCGCAAGUUGGGGCUUUCCAAGCAGCGACACCAGCGGCCGGCCUGUACGCCUGGGAUGGAGGCGCUGUAGGCGGCGAGUGGCGAACCUCCGCUCGGCUUCAGCCUUCGUGAAUGCGGCGCACAAUUCCUCAAGUUUGACGCGUGAGCACAGUCGGACGUCAUGGACAGCCCGUCCUCGGUCAUCACGCAGGUCAGUCGGGAUGAAGACGGAAAUAAAGCCGCGGACAGAGGGGACGUGGGUUCCACGCCCUCACUCUCCACCAAGAAGCCUCGAAGUGGUGGCUUAUUUUCAAUCUUUUCCUGCUGCCUCUGCCGGGACCAGCCAGAACCCCCGUCAGUCAACAACAACACCCCCCUUUUAGUUGAGGAGAACGGCACCAUCUCCAAGAUCCAGGUGAAACCCUUGCUACCACCAGUCAAGUCCAAAGAUGCCGGAAAGGUCUGCGUGGUUAUUGACCUGGAUGAGACACUAGUUCACAGCUCUUUUAAGCCUGUGAACAAUGCAGAUUUCAUUAUUCCUGUGGAAAUAGAUGGAACCGUACAUCAGGUGUAUGUCCUGAAGCGUCCUCAUGUAGAUGAGUUCCUCAAGAGGAUGGGAGAAAUGUUCGAAUGUGUCCUGUUCACUGCCAGUUUAGCCAAGUAUGCCGACCCCGUCUCUGACCUCCUGGACAAGUGGGGAGCCUUCCGCUGCCGGCUCUUUCGGGAGUCCUGUGUUUUUCACAGGGGAAAUUAUGUCAAGGAUCUCAGUCGCCUUGGGCGCGACCUUAACAAGGUCAUCAUAGUGGACAACUCCCCUGCCUCUUAUAUCUUCCAUCCCGACAAUGCAGUGCCAGUGGCCUCUUGGUUUGACGACAUGUCCGACACUGAGCUGUUGGACCUCAUUCCUUUCUUUGAGAGGCUGAGCAAAGUGGAUAAUGUCUAUACUGUCCUUAAGCAUCAAGGAGGGGCCACAAGCUAACAGAAUUCGAACAGAAUGGUGUGCAAAUCUGUGUGCUUGCAAGCGCACACAUACACACGUACACACACACAAAAACACACUCAUCUUAGUGAGACAACAGCUUUCACUGCCCACCCUGUCUUCCCAGGCUUCAGCAAGUGAGGGGAGUCUUUGAUAGUAUUGGGGCUCCCACCCCCUGGUCAGCCAGAAAACUGCUAUACUGUACAUUAACGUCCCCUUUCCAUGUUUCAGGAAGUGGCGGCUGCAGAUCAACAAAUGAGCAAAUGGUUAAGGAACCUUUACCCUGUCAUUGGGAAUGAACGCUCUUGACUCCCGAGAUUUAUUAGUUCACUAAUUAGCCGGUGUCCCAAAGGUGCCUUUUUAAACUUUGCAUUAUUUUAGCCAAUCCACAUAAGACAAACAAACCUGCCAGAGCCCUUGAAACAACAACAGCUUUGUGGAUGUAGCUUUCCAUGUCACCAACGUCACAUUUCCUGCUUAACACUUAUUUUGUGUUUGACAGGCACGCUUUCGUCUUCCGAAAGUAAAACUUGAACUGUUCUGAGCAGCAUCAGAAGUGCAGAACGUGACCACGUGGCUUGUUUGAGUUUAUCAAAGUACAUUGUCAUUUUCGUUUUUUUUGCUAAACGGUACACAUUGGCUGGAAACAUUCUCAUGCAGGGGGCAAAACGUGUUGUCCAUAUUUAAAGCAACAAUCCACCCCACAAGACUUCUUGGUCAAUUCUGUCAUUUGAUUGUUUUUUUGACCUUUCAGUGCAGCUACAAUUAUAUACUGUAUCUGCCUCAUCUGUCAGUGGGAAUCCAAGUGCAUUGUUUCAGGGUGGUAUUGUGAGAAAUCAUUCAUGUUGCUUGACAUGUAAGGUGAGUUUCAAGGAGCUGUGUGGCAUCCAACAAGCCUCCUGGACUGUUUUUAUCCCCCUUGUAUGCAAAUGAUAAAAUCAUGACGACACAGAUGAAUGAUUGUGGAUUGUUUGCAGCAACUCCACAGGGAACGAGCAGGGAUGACAAUUAAACCCAUCAUAUCUAUAUUUUUACAGUAUUGCUGUAUGUUUUUGAAGAUCCUUUCAAUCAAAUUACAUUUUCUAAAUAAUUACUGAUUUCUUUCAUCCUGGCCCAUGAGGUGUCUGUCCUCCGAUGCAUUUAGUUAUCACAUUUAUGGCUGUUGGCUAUUUGACAAACGUUUCAGUGAUAUUGAACAUUGCAUCAAACUUGGCUAAGAAACACCAGCAAAUUACUAAAAUUAAGUUUGCUUUUCUCGGCACAUAAUAUUUUUGGAGGAGGGGGGGAUAUACCAGGAGACUUAUUUAUAGGGCUUUGCCGUUUAAAACUCUAGUGUCACUCACUACAGGGCUGCUACUGUACCUCACACGUUCAGUGGAUUUGUUCACGUGUUUUGCACAAGAAGAAAGCAAGCAAAAGUCAUUCUUAAUAUAUGGAACAUCCAUGUUACUGUACUCAUGAUUUAAUAGAUGUAAUCUAAUUUUGACCUGUUUUAUCAUGCUAUGUUAUACAAAAAACUGUAUGUAACAAUGCCCUUCUAUCAUAAACGCUAAAUGAAC